This is a messenger RNA of Fusarium verticillioides 7600, 699 nucleotides long. RefSeq lists its product as hypothetical. The transcript is spliced from 4 exons. The coding region runs from base 1 to 699 and encodes 232 amino acids. The record is from RefSeq and is a predicted model, not a curated record. Lineage: Eukaryota; Fungi; Ascomycota; Sordariomycetes; Hypocreales; Nectriaceae.
AUGAACGCCUUUUCAUUUUCCAUACUCCUCGGUGCCCUUCUCUCGCAAGCCGAUGCUGCUGAGCAGAAGCACAUCGAUGAAGCCUGCAAUGAUGUUUCGGGAAUCAUUGGAUGUAGUAGCACUUUUACGCAUCCCGACUACCCGAAAGCCAUUUAUAGCGGCAACGGUGUCCAGACUGAUACAGAAAUUGUGCCUAAAGAAGUCAAUAUCUGUACCGCUGUCGAGGAGGCACUUGGCAGUCCCGACUUUGUGAAUAACGCCGAAACGUAUUGCUCUUGUCUCUCAAAUGCCAAACCCAGCUACGACGGUCAGAUCAAUGCGCACUUAACGCAGGGAUACCUUGACGUGAUAUCCAGGGAGGAAACAUGUCUUUCCGACAGUGGAUACAGAGUAGUGACGGACAGAGCAUCGGUGGUUAGGAGCCAGCUUGCAGCAACAAAUGGGUGGACUAUCCUUCGAGCCCCUGAGCCACUAACAGGGUUCCAAAUUGACGUAGCGGCGUACAAGAAGCUCGCCAAAGCGGUAAUGUCCUGCUAUACAGGAACGUCUGGCGGCCCUAAAGUUCGUGCCUUUUUCGCCAGCUACGUUCAAAACUCAUACAGCAUCACCGAAAGCGAUUUCGUCGGGAUGCUCAACAAAUGGGUUUCCUUGUUUGACGCUCUCAGGGAGAAGACAACAGAUGUUCAGACCUAUUCGUAA